UUAUACCUUUUUUUUUUUGAGAAAAUAACUAGCACGUAUAUUUUGAGCUCCGAUCGCAGUUAACUUGUGUCGUCGGAGAUGGCAACCGAUGCAGAUAUCGUGAUUCCAAUACCGGUGUGUGAAGCAAGAGUGGAGCAACUUGUAAAUGUUGUAGAUACUAUUGUCAAAAUCUCUGUGAGUGAAGUCCCCCAAGAAAAUCAGGACCAAGAUGACAAACACAAUGAACUUCCUAUGAUUAAGGGUGAGGAUUUUUUAAAAUCACCCUUGACUAAUGAGGUUCGUUCCGAAGCAAAUGGUGUUACACCCGAUGCCAGUAAGGUCGUUGAGUCCGCAGAAGAAAGCCAACAGAAUGUUGAAGUAUCAAACAACAAGGAUGACGAAGAAGACAGAGGUGUGGUACCAGAAGAAAAAUGCAGCAUGGUUUCAUCAGUAGCCGUCGCCCCAGAAAUGAAGGUGGGAGAUACAAUUGAUGCCCAUCAUAAAGAUGAUGCAGCAGGGGUGACUCAGGUAUCUAAAGAGACGAACAACGACCAUCAUGGCACCGAAAAUGUUGCCCUUGCGAACGAGAUAUUACUGGAAUCUAGUCUCAUGAGCAAAGAAACCGAGUCUCAUACACCUUGCAUCUCCGAAAGUGAGAAGAUGGAUAUCCAAUCAAAGUCAAUAGAAAAUGAGAGAAGCGUUGAACAUGAUCUCAACACAACUGCGGAGAAAGAAAGCCAUGAAGAAAUUUCACCUCAAGAAACGAUCACAACACUCGAGACUUCUAAUGGCGACAAGCUAGAGAGCAAGAGUGAGUUAAACACACCACUCUAUGAAGAAGAAACGAUCGCACAGAAAGGUGACAAGUCUGUGACAGCGUCAGAAGACCAUGGAGAUGUAGAAUGUCAGUCUCAAACCUCGGAAGAUGUUGCUACAGGUCAUAAUGACCCAAAGCGUGUUGAGAAGUUUGAGGAGAGCCCACCCGUCCAAGUUGAAGACUUACAAAUAGAACGUGAUGAGCAUUUUGAAGAUGAAAGUGAGAGGCUGCCAUUGACAGAAGUAUCAACCGAGGGGCCAGUUGACAACGCUGCCCAUGAAGCCAUGGAUAAUGUGAAAGACGGGGACAAAGACUCCAAAGAAGUUGAACUUUCUGAAGAUGAGCAAAAUACCAGUACUUUGGUGAAAGAAGUCGUGCAUACGGAAAAUCUUGCGGAAUCUUCCCAUGAAUCCCCUGAAAAUAUUGAAGUGUCUGAUCUGAGCCAAGAAGACAGCAUAAACGCUCCUCCGGAGAAGCAAAGCAUAAAUGUAACUCUACAUGGAGACACAAUCAAGGCAAAUGAAGCAACAAUAAAUGCAGAUGAUCAACAUAAAGAAAGUCUUGAGAUUUUCCCAACAAUUGCUUUAAGUUCCCCCGAAGGGCCAAGCAUGAAUGCAGUUCUACACGAAGACACGAAUGUCCAUACGGAUGAAAAAAUAAUUGAGGAGGUUGACAAUCACAAGGAAGUUCUUGAGAAGACAUAUGAAACAUCAAAAGACGGCCUUGAUACUUUAGUUGAGCGACCAGUGGAAUUGGCCAAAAAUGAAGACAUAUCUGCGAAAGAAAACCAACGGAGUACUGAAGAAUCCAACAACACUGACAAAUAUGGAAAUAUAGAUGCGGUAUCAGAGGUGUGCAGUGCGGAUUCGACAGUUGUGAUCUCAGAAAUCAAAGUGGGAGAUACACUUGUUGAUCCUGAUAUAGGCACCGCGAAGGUGGUGACUCAGCUAUCUCAAGACACAAGUAGCGAUCAUCAAGGCACAAAUGAUUGCUUUACCGAAGAUGCUGCGCUUAAAGAGGAGAUAUUACAGAAAACUGAGUCUCAUACACCUUGCAUCUCUGAAGGUUCUAAAGAUAAGGAGUCAAAUAUCCCAGUGAUAACAACAGACAACAAAUCUGUGGAUGAGAAACCAACAGAAGAGGAUAUUUUAUGUAAUCUCACAAAUGAAGUCUCUAAGGAAGGGGAAUCUGACGUCAAUAAGAAGACCUCGGAACAGGAGGAAUUGGAAAAUAAUAAAAGUGUUGAAAAUAGUACAUCUGGAGAAGCAAUCAUAGCACUUGAGACUUCUAACAGUGACGAACUACGGAGCAAGAGUGACUUAAACUCAUCGCUCCCUAAUGAAGUGGAAACGGCCGUACAGAAAACCUUAGAAGAUGCUGCUACAGAUUAUAGUGGCACAAAGGUUACAGAAAAGUCUGAGGAGAUCUCAGCUGUCCCAGUCGAAGACUCACAAAUAGAUCAUAGUGAGCAUUUAGAAGAGGAAAGCGAGGGGCUGCCAUUGACAGAAGCGUCAACAUGGGGCACCAAUGACAACGUCUCAGCAGACGUAGACACAGGUGAAGUCAAGGAACAGGAUGAAGACCACAGAGAAGCUAAAUUGUCUGAAAAUGAGCAAAGUACAAAAUGUACUUCGGUGACAGAAGAUGUGCAAACAGAAAAUACCACGGAAUCCUUGCAUAUGCCCCUUGAAAAUAUUGAAGUUUCUAACAUAAGCCAACAAAACAGCACAAUUAAGCCAGAGGAAGCAACAAUUGAUGCAACUGAGGAACAGAAGGACAGUCGUGAGUGUUUUCUGCCAAUUGUUUCUGGUUCUCCCAAAGAGGAAACCAUGAAUGAGGUCAUACAAGAAGUGUCUAGUGAGUAUCAGGAUAAAAAAAUAAUUGACGAGGUUGAUAAACACAAGGAAGUUAGUGAGAAUCUGUUUUCGACUGAGGAUGCUGAAGGAAACUCAUUGGUUGAACUGGAAGGUUCAGAAACUAAAAAGGAAGAUGACUCGAAAAAGGAAAGUGACGAAACACCUUUGGCACUAGAAGUCAGUGAUGCAUCAACGUUGUUGCAUGAGGCUCGUGCUGAGGAUGGAGAACCAAAGAAAGCUGAGUUUUGUGUUGAUGAGAUGGAUGUGGAGAGUAUGUCACCGAAGACAGAAUCUAUAACAGAAGGAGAUAUGCAUCUAGAUUCUGAACUAACAAAAGUACCUGAUUCAGUAGACAAAAUAUCAGAAGGUGGAACAGUUGAUGCAGAAGCAGAAAAGGAAGAAAAUGUUGAGGAUGCGGAACCAAGUGGAGAAGAAUUGUUUGAAAAGAACGAAAACACUGAAAGUGUUUUGCUGGCAGAAGUGCAGAGCAAAAAGGCUGUAGAAUCCUUACAUGCAGCACUUGAAGAUAUAAAAACAUCUGAUUUCGAUCAAUGCACAGAAGUAACAGGUAUCCUCGAGGAGCAAAUCCCUGCUGAAAAUUCACAAGGAAUGCCCAGUGAUGAAACAGGAAUUGAUGCAGCUAAUACUCAAGAAUUACAGAAUGUCUCAAAUGAGGAUAGUGGCAAGGCCUUGCUGAUCAAAGUGGCUGACUCAGAAUUGACACGUGAUAUAAAUUUGGAAGAGGAAUUGGAAACACUGUCACUAAUUGAAACUUCAAAAGAUGAGGCCAGUGAUAAUGAGUCUAUUCUGCUCGAGCCAAAACCUAGCGACGAAUUUGCAAGCAAAGUUGAAUUGCUCAACGAUGAGAAAAGUACAGACUGCACUACACCAAAGAAAGAGAGUUUGCAGCCUCAGGAUCAUAAAACAUCUACUUCAAGUGCAGCUAGAGAAUUAACUUGUUCACUUGAAGAGCAAAGCUUAGGGGAGAACUCCCAAACAAUCAUAAGCGACAAACUAAUUGACGCAAGUGCCGCUGAAAAGCAUGAUCUCACUCUUGAGAAUGUAGCCACAGAAACUCCACAUGAGCACAUUGAAGAGAACGCGGUAACCCAAGUGGAUAGCUCAGCAGGGAAACAUGAGGAACGCAUGGAAGAGGACAAUCAAAGUUCAUCUUUGAUAGAAGCUCCAGCAGAGGAAACCGAUGUCAUGGAAUCAAAAAAUAUUGAUGAAAGCAAAAUUUGCGAAGAGUCAAUAAAACCUGAUUUGGAAAAUGGGGAGAAUACAGAAAGUAUUUAUGUGAAGAAAGAAUCAGAUGUGGAGACGCCUAUCGACUCCUUGCAAGUCAAGCCUGAUGAUGUUAAACAACAUGAUUCAGUUUCAGAUAUAAACGAAUCCAUCGAGGAAGAAACCUCAAAUUCAGAUCCACAAGAAAUUUCAACUAACAAGGUAGGAAAAUCUGUUGAUGCGACUCAUGCAAAUGAGGAAAAUGUGGAGACAAAGGUGAAUAAUAUGGCUAGACUUGAGACCACCCACUUGGGUCAAGAGAGAGAAAUAAGUUCUCCAAAUGAGCAAAGGCCUCUUGAAGGAAUCAAGGAUGAUAACACAGAGGAGAUAGCUGAUAGUGAAACUAUUUUGGAGGUUGAAACUAACCAUGAGAACUAUGCAGCAACUCCAGAUGAGGACACUAAAGAAGAUUCACGAGACCAAGCAGAUAACUUAGUACUGGAACAGGAAGAACAUUCAGAAAAGGAUAGUGAAAGCACAUCAUUAUCAGAUGCUCCAAAAGAUGAAAUCACAGGAAGCACGUUGGUUAAGGAAGUGGCAGAGGUUGAGGAUCCUAUUGACUCCUCUGAAGUAGCAACCGAGGAUAUCAAGGCAUUUGCUCCUUGUCAAGUCACAGAAAUAAGUUCCACUGUGGACCAAAUCAUAGAUACGAAAGAUAUCUCAAGUAACAAAAUAACAGAAAAGACAGUUGAUGCAUCCGACGAGGACACUCAAGAGGCUCAGGAUAUUGCAAAAAGUGUUCCACGGGAAUAUGACUCACCAAAUGAGCAAAAUACUGAAGCUAUAUUGAAAAAGGAAGAUGUAUCUAUUGGGUUACCUCGAAUAGUAGGUGAUGAAACUAGUUCAGUCCAAGAAGAAGAAAAGGUGGAAAUUCCUACUGAGGAGCAAACACUAACUGCUACUCCACAAGGGAUAUGUGAUAAAACAGAAGAAAUAACUGUUGAUGCUGCUAAUAACAACAAUGAUCUUGUAAUAAGCGUUCCAAAUGGAGACAGUGAGGAUGACUCACCAAUUGAAGUGGAUGGCUUACAAGAACCUUUUUCUAAAGAAGUUCCAGCAAAAAAGAGCAAUGAUGAUGAACCAACUACUAGCCAUGAGGUUGAAUUUGCAAAUGAAAAUACUGCAAAAGCCAACUUGAAUGAAAAUGAGGAAAAACUAGAGUGUUCUCUGGUAAAGGAAGAAGCACAUAUUGAGUCAUUGCAGGUAGCAGAUAAGGAUGUUAAAGAUACUUCUUCAGGUCAAGAUAGAAAACCAAGCCAUUUAGAAGAGCAAGGCUCAACUAAAGAUUCUCAUGAAACCAUGGGUGAUGAAAGAUAUGCAAAGUCAUUUGAUUCAACUGAUCUGAAGAAGCAAGAAACUCUUGCAGAUGAGAACUAUGCAGCCACCACUGAUGAGGACACUAAAGAAGAUUCACGAAACCAUGUAGAUUACUUACUAAUGGAACGGGAAGAACAUUCAGUAAAGGAUAGUGUAAGCACAUCAGUAUCAGAUGCUCCAAAAGAUGACAUCAGAGGAAGCACAUUGGCUACGGAAGUAGCAGAGGUUGAGGAUCCUAUUGACUCCUCUCAAGUAGCAACUGAGGAUAUCAAGGCAUUUGCUCCAUCUCAAGACACAAAAACAAGUUCCAGUGUGGAACAAAUCACAGAUUCUAAAGAUAUCUCAAGUAACAAAAUAAUGGAAAAGACAGUUGAUGCAACAGGCGAGGAAAGUCAAGAGGCUCAGAAUAUUGCAAAAAGUGUUCCACGGGAAGAUGACUCACCAAAUAAGCAAAAUACUGAACCUACGUUGAUGAAGGAAGACCAAUCUAUUGAGUUACCUCAAAUAGUAGCUGAGGAUAUAAAAGAACCUUGUUCAAGUGAAAUUAGGGAAGCAAAUGCUCAAGAAGAACAAAUACCAUGUGCCAGUUCUGGAGUAGUCAUCAAUGACAACAAAGAGAAGACAACAAUUGAUCCAACAAUUUUUAAAAAUGAAACACUUAAGAAUGAGGUACCAGAAGUUUCUGAAGAAGCUGUUGAAAAGGCUCCAGAAGAGGUCAAAGAAAAGAUAUGUGCAAAUGAAGCAAUUGAGAGAAUCCUCCACCAAGAAGAGCUGGAAACGAGCAUUGAGGAGCCUACAACUAAAAUAGACUGUGAAAAUCCUCACAACUUAGACAUUGCAUGUGUGGAAACAGACACUCAAGAUUCAAGUAAAGAGGUUGUCCAAACAACAAUAAUCCCUGAGGGAGAAAAUGAGGAACAUAACAAGGAAGAUGAAAUUUGCAGCUCAGACAAACUGCAGGAACAUUUGAUACUUUCAGAAGGGAAAAGCAAGGAGGAAGCCAACAAAACCUAUAAAGAAGCCUGUGUUGAGGCUGAGCAGUUUGAUUUAUCAUCUCAAACCAAAGACAUAUCAGAAUGUGCAAUUAGUGAUGUUGGUCAGGAAACUCUGGAAGAGAAUGAAAAAUAUGCAGCAGAAAAGUCUUAUGAAGAGGAUGAUCCUAAACAAAUCACAGAAUGUGAAGUAUCCUCUGCUAGUGAAGACAUUAAAUUGACAGAACAGUCCUCAGAGGAUGCAUCCAUCACUACUGAAGUUCUAGAAGCAAAAGCUGGGACUGAUUUGGGGGCUGCUGUUCCAGUCCCAGAAGCAACUAGAAUAGAAAGUCAAGAGGUGGAAGAAUUGAAUGAUAAAUGCACAGAGAUGGCAGACACCUCCACACCAAAUGAAACUUCCGUUGUGACAGCACCAAAAAAUAUAGGAGAAAGUGCAGAAGGAGCCCCACUGGAGGCCGAAGACCAACCGACCACAGAUAUUGCACUAACUGAACAACUCUCAGAGGGUGCAUUUAUCACUGCUGAAGUGCAAGAAGAAAAAGAUGGGAUUUAUUUGGGGGCUGCUGUUCCAGUCCCAGAAGCAACUGGAUCGGAAUGUCAAGAGGUGGAAGAAUUAUAUGAUAAAUGCACAAAGAUGGCAGACACCUCGGCAACAGUGGAAAAUUCGGAGAUUUCCACAUUGAAUAGCAUAGGAGAGAGUACAGAACGAACCAAAGUGGAGGCCAAAGACCAACAGGCCAAACUUCGUGACUUUCCAGAAGAAUCAAAUAUGAGGCAUACUGAAGUGAAGAUGGCAGGAAUAGAUGAUGCAGUGAAUCUUCAAAGUGUCGGAGAUACUGGCGAGGAUGUCCUGGACCAGGAAUUCUGUAAGGAAUCAUUUGGAAUGUCAAACAAUCAAAAUCCAGUGAAGGGAGAUCCAGAAGAAAGAUCAGAGACCAGUGAAGGAAAGGAAGCAAACCCAAUUCAAGCAGCACCUGCCUCGGAGAGUCUAGAGCAAGAAAUAGAAGAACAAAAACCGGGAAGGGAUACUGAGGACGUCCAUGAAGAAGAUACAAAUAUAUCUAAUAUCCCUAAUCAGUUAGAAAGUGUCUGUGGUGCAGAUACAGCAAAGCUCCCGGAAUCAAGCAAUUAUGAAAGUUCUGUCGAGAACACAGAUCAAUGUGACAGAUCAGUAAAUUGCUCACAAGAGGAGCAAAAUGAGAGUGAAAACAUACCUUCUUUGGAAGCUCCAGCAGUGUCCUGCACAGAAAGUAGUCCAGUCAAAGAAGAAGAAAAAGUGGAAAUCCCUACUGGCGAGCAAAUCCUAACUGCUAAUCCACAAGGGACUGAUGAAACGCGGGAAAAAACUGUUGAUGCUGCUAAUGAAAACAAUGAUGUUGUAAUAAGCAUUCCAAAUGGAGACAAUGAGGAUAACUCAUCAAUUAAAGUGGAUGGCUUACAAGAACAUUUUCCAGAAGAAGUUCCUGCAGAAAAGAUCAAUGAUGAUGAACCAACUACUGCCCAUGGGGUUGAAUUUGCAAAUGAAAACGCUGUAAAAGCCAACUUGACUGAAAAUGAGAAGAAACCAGAAUGUUCUCAUGUAAACGAAGAAGUAUAUACUGAGUCAAUGCAGGUAGCAGAUGAGGAUGUUACAGAUACUUCUUCAGGUCAAGAUAGAAAAUCAAGACAUUUAGAAGAGCAAGCCUCAACUGAAGAUUCUCAUGAAACCAUAGGUGACGAAGGAUAUGCAAAAACAUUUGAUUCAACUGGUCUGAAGCAAGAAACUCUAGAGGAUGAGGUCAGAAUCAUAACAAACUAUGCAGCCAAUCCAGAUGAGGACACUAAAGAAGAUACACGAGACCAAGUAGGUGGCUUACUACUGGAACAGGAGGAACAUUCAGAAAAGGAGAGUGAAAGCACAUCAUUAUCAGAUGGUCCCAAAGUUGACAUCACAGAAAGCAUGUUGGUUAAGGAAGUAGCAGAGGUUGAGGAUGCUAUUGACACCUCUCAAGUAGCAACAGAGGAUAUCAAGAUAUUUGAUCCAUGUCAAGACAUAGAAAUAAGUUCCACUGUGGAGCAAAUCACAGAUUCGAAAGAUAUCUCAAGUAACAAAAUAACAGAAAAGACAGUUGAUGCAACAGGCAAGGAAAGUCAAGAGGCUCAGGAUAUUGCAAAAAGUGUUCCACGGGAAUAUGACUCACCAGAUGAGCAAAAUACUGAAGCUAUAUUGAUAAAGGAAAAUGAAUCCAUUGAACUACCUCGAAUAGUAGCUGAGGGGCGUAUUCCAGUCCAAGAAGAAGAAAAAAUGGAAAUACCUACGGAGGAGCAAAUCCUAACUGUUAAUCCACAAGGGACAUGUGAUGUCACACAGGAAAUUGCUGUUGAUGCUGCUAAUAAAGACAAUGAUGUUGUAAUAAGCAUUCCAAAUGGAGACAAUGAGGAUAACUCACCCAUUGAAGUAGGUGGCUUACAAGAACCUUUUUCUGAAGAAGUUCCUGCAGAAAAGAUCAAUGAUGCUGAACCAACUACUACCCAUGAGGUUGAAUUUGCAAAUGAAAACACUGUAAAAGUCAACUUGAAUGAGAAUGAGGAAAAACUAGAAUGUCCUCAUGUAAACGAAGAAGUAUAUAUUGAGUCAUUGCAGGUAGUAGAUGAGGAUGUUAAAGAUACUUCUUCAAGUCAAGAUAGAAAACCAAGCCAUUUAGAAGAGCAAGCCUCGACUAAAGGUUCUCACGAAACUAUGGGUGAUGAAAGAUAUGCAAAAUCAUUUGAUUCAACUGAUCUGGAGCAAGAAACUCUUGAGGAUGAGGCCAGAAUCAUAGUCAACUAUGCACCCACUACAGAUGAGGACACUAAAGAAGAUUCACGAAGCCAAGUAGAUGACUUACUAAUGGAACAGGAAGAACAUUCAGUAAAGGAUAGUGAAAGCACAUCAGUCUCAUAUGCUCCAAAAGAUAACAUCACAGAAAGCACAUUAGUUAAGGAAGUAGCAGAGGUUGACGAUCCUAUUGGCACAGAAAUAGUAACUGGGGAUAUCAAGGCAUUUUCUCCAUGUCAAGAUACAGAAUUAGGUUCCACUGUGGAGAAAAUCACAGAUUCGAAAGAUAUCUUAAGUAACAAUAUAACAGAAAAGACAGCUGAUGCAACAGGCGAGGAAACUCAAGAGGCUCAGGAUAUUGCAAAAAGUGUUCCACGGGAAGAUGACUCACCAAAUGAGCAAGAUACUGAAGCUACGUUGAUGAAGGAAGAGCUAUCUAUUGAGUCACCUCGAAUUGCAGCUGAGGAUAUAGAACCUUGUACAAGUAAAAUUAGGGAAACAAAUUCUCAAGAAGAACAAAUCCCAUGUGCAAGUCCUGGAGUAGUCAUCAAUGACAAUGAAGAGAAGAAAACAACUGAUCCAACAAUCUUUGAAAAUAAAAUUCCUAAGAAUGAGGAAAGGAGCUUAAACUUAACAGCCGAAGAGACCCCCUGUAAAGAAGAUAUGAAUGUCAAUAAAGUUAUCAUUGACCAUAUUCCUGAAGUUACCGAUGACAAGCAACAGGAUUCACCAGUCAAGAAAGUGCCAGAAGAAAAUAUUAUGCAAAGCAACGAGCAUGUGUUGGAUGGUAACAGUAUGGGAUCUGGGGUUUCAGAGAAGAUUAGCGAUCAAGUUGAUGGAGAAGCAAAUAGUUGUGGUGACAAAAUGGACUUGGAGAAAAUAGAAGUGCUAAAUGAUGGCCCCUUGGCAGUACCAACAAGUGAAACUUUGGCAGAAAUUGAAUCAAGAGGAUGUACAGAGACAGAGGUCCAAGUUCCAAAGGGAGAAAAGGAAGCAGAAUUCAAACGAGAGGCAGAAAACGACCAGAAGAAUAUAGACACAACACUUCCUGAUUAUGCUGCAUCUGAGAAUGUCUCAGAAUUGAAGGAGGUGAAUGGCAAAGAAGAAAUAGCUUCAAAUAACUGUGCAGAGAUUUUAAGCAGCCCCAUCUCUGUGGCUUCGGAGGAAGUCUCAACAUCUAAUGUGGCAUUAGAGGAAGACUCGACCUACAACACUGUUACACAUCUUGAAACCAAAAAUGUGCAAGAAGCUUCAGCAAUCAAAGAGACAACUCCCUCGUCUGCAGGUCAAGAUGCUGAAAGUAUAAGUGUUGAGGAAAACUACGUUUGUAGCUCGACUAAGGAAGAGUCACACUCAAAUGAAGUUGCAUUUAUUCCUGGGGAAAACAAAAGUGGACUUGAAUCUAACACGGGGCUCGAAUCUAUUUCCCAAGGUCAACAUUGUGACAUAAUUUCAAAAACAGAGGAAGAAGAUCUUAAAGCAGAAGCAGAAUUACAAUCUGACAAAGCUGUUACAGAGGAGAUAUUACAAGAAGAAACUACGAGUAAGAAAGAAACCAUGAAGGAAGACAUUUCAAGGGAGAAAGAACAAUUACCAAGAAUCAAGGAAGAACACGAAGAUAUAAAAGAUUAUCAUCAAGGUUCUUAUGAAGUCGAGGUAAUUAAAGAUAGUCACCAAGAAGAUGAUGUUAUGAAAGAUCAACACAUAAACAGCAAAGAAACAUACGAUUUCAUAAAACAUGGAAAUAAUGCAGAAACAGUACCAAAAGUUUCUGAAGAAGCUGAUGAAAAGGCUUCAGAAGAGGUCAAAGAAAAGAUAUUUGCAAAUGAAGUGAUUGAGAGAAUCCUACACCAAGAAGAGCAGGAAACGAGCAUUGAGGAACCUACAGCAAAAAUAGACAUUGCAUGUGUGAACACAGGCACGCAAGAAUUAAAUAAAGAGGCUGUCCAAACAACAAUAAUCCCUGGGGGAGAAAGUGAGGAACAUAACAAGGAAGAUAAAAUGUGCAGCUCCGAUGAAGUGCAGGUAAAAGAUGAGGAACAUUUGAUAUUUUCAGAAGGGAAAAGCAAGGAAGCCAAAGAAACUUAUAAAGAAGCCUGUGUUGAGGCUGAGCAGUUUGAUUUAUCAUCUCAAACCAAAGACAUAUCAGAAUGUGCAAUUGGUGAUGUUGGGCAGGACACCCCGGAAGAGAAUGAAAAAUAUAUAACAGAAAAGUCUUCUGGAGAGGAUGAUCCUAAAACAAUCACAGAAUGUGAAGUAUCCUCUGCUAGUGAAGACAUAAAAUUAACAGAACAAUCCUUAGAGGAUGCAUCCAUCACUACUGAAGUGCAAGAAGCAAAAUCUGGGAUUGAUUUGGGAGUUUCUGUUCUAGUCCCAGAAGCAACUGUAAUAAAAAGACAAGAGGUGGAAGAAUUGAAGGAUAAAUGCACAGAGAUGACAGACGCCUCCACACCAGAUGAAACUUCCGUUAUGACCGCAUCAAAAACGAUAGGAGAAAGUACUGAAGGAGCACCACUGGAGGCCAAAGACCAACAGACCAAAGACACUGCACUAACUGAACAACUCUCAGAGGGUGCAUGCAUCACUACUGAAGUGCAAGAAGCAAAAGAUGGGAUUUAUUUGGGGGCUGAUGUUCCAUUCCCAGAAGCAACUGGAUCAGAAGAAAGAACAGACACCGACGGAAAGGAAGCAAACCCAAUUCAAGCUGCACCUGUCUCCGAGACUCCAGAGCAAGAAAUAGAAGAACAGAAACUUGGAAGGGAUACUGCGGACGUCCAUGAAGAAGAGAAACAUAUAUCUAAUAUCCCUAAUCAGUUAGAAAGUGUCUGUGUUGCAGAUACAGAAAAGGUCCCAGAGUCAAGCAUUCAUCAAAGUUCUGCAGAGAAUACAGGUCAAUGUGACAAAAAAGAAGGAAAUCAACACAUUGAUUCCCCUCUUGCCUUGCCACAUGCCCAAUGUUCAGACAUCAAAACAUUUGAGAAUGAGCCACAAUAUGUUGGAGGUUUGGCCAACGCUGAUGUAACAGAAUUGGAGGCAUUGAAAGAUAAGCAUGUCGUUCUGGAAGCAGAUGAUACCAGGUAUUUGAUUCUUGAGAACCAAGAUGGCGACAAGAAUAUAUCUACAGAAUAUUCCCAAGGUGAACAUGAAGUAGAGAGACCAUCUAAAGUUGAGAAAGAAAGAGAGGAAUGUGGAAAUGAGGAAAGAAAGGACCAGCAAAUAGAAGGGAAGCCUGGAUCAGAGGAGACUGACAAACCUUCAUUGUCAGACCUUCUUCAGGUAUCUACGAGAGGAACCUCUGAGAUGGCAGAUCAUUCUCCCACUGAAAAAGAGCCAACCAACCACACUGAAGACAUGCAUGCUGAAAACACUGGUGAGGUUGAGCAUGAACAAGUUAAAACAGAUGAGGAGAAAGAUGAUGAAGAUGAAUCACAUGAACCAAAAUCAGACUUAGGUUCUGAAGCACCAGUCAUGGUGGAUACUGGAGACACAGACAUGAAAGUAGCUCAUAAGAAAUCUCACAACAUACUUUCAGGCGUUGGAUCAAAAGUGAAGCAUUCAAUUGCCAAGGUGAAGAAAGCCAUAACAGGAAAAUCUCCAAAAAAAGUGACAACUCCAGAAAGUAAAUAAGCUCUGCUUUCACUUAAACUAUGGUUUUAAGUUUUACAAGUUUAAACUACAGCUUGAAUUUUUAAUAAUUUCUACAGCUUUUCGAUUUGGCUCGUUUUCAAGUGUUUGCAAAAAAAUUACAUUAUUUUCUACUUUUUUGGCUUGGCAGUGUGUCUUGUUUUGUAAGUUUGUACAUUGUUGUGGAACUUCAUAUGAAUUUUGUAAUGCUAAUAAAGUUUUUCUUUAUGAUA
This is a messenger RNA of Salvia hispanica, 12899 nucleotides long. NCBI's taxonomy places the organism in Eukaryota, Viridiplantae, Streptophyta, Magnoliopsida, Lamiales, Lamiaceae. The record is from RefSeq and is a predicted model, not a curated record.